Molecule: messenger RNA, 2640 nt
Organism: Zingiber officinale
Lineage: Eukaryota; Viridiplantae; Streptophyta; Magnoliopsida; Zingiberales; Zingiberaceae
Product: WEB family protein At5g16730, chloroplastic-like
Exons: 4
Coding region: 1-2502 (833 amino acids)
Biological process (GO): reciprocal meiotic recombination
Source: RefSeq, a predicted model, not a curated record
AUGGUGGUGGUAGUCGGACAGCAGUUCGCCGCCGCACUAGCCGUGGAUCUCACCGUCAACCGCUACGAUGUGUUGACCUUCAUGGACGUCCAUCUCUACAGGGUGGUCAACGUAAACGACGACAAGGUAUUCAAGAUGAACCGUGUCCAAUUCAGCAGCAGCCGCCGCAUCCUCCUCGACGCCGCCGGCGACACUCUCCUCACCAUGGAAUACUUACCAAGGACAAGUCUGACAUGGACUGAAAUAAUCAUCUUCCCUCACUUUUCAAGCACACUUUUCCUCUCCUUUCUCAAAGCUUUCCCAAAUCUCUCAGUGCCCGCAGCUGAAGCUUCCUCACAGGCUGCAAUUCUUCCUCCAGGAACAGAACGAAAAAUGCUUCCCUACAAAUCCAGAUCUGGUAUAUUUGAAGCUUCAGAUUAUAAGAAUUUGCAAGGUUCCAAUAGGAUCACCAAACCAACGAGAACUGGAUCUACCAAGUUAGAUAGUGGAUUGACUUCUCCGAAGACAAAACAAAGUUCUCCCUUUGCAAAGCAAACUUCUCCGAUUCCAAAACCGCGGAUUCUGUCUGAUAGAUCACCAAAAACAGUUGACGCGAAGAGUGCAAUCAAGAGAAACAGCAAUACUAGUAAACCACCGCAAGCUAAUUCGACGAACUUGGAGCUGCAUGAAAAUUUAAAUGCACUUGAGAAGGAGCUGAAGAAAGCAAAAGAGCAAUUGGCUUUGGCUGAGCAAGAGAAGAGUAAAGCUUUUGAGGAAUUAAAUGAUGUGAAGAAGUUCGCUUACGAAACAAAUGAGAAACUGCAGGUAGCUACAGAUGCUCAGAAGAGAGCUGAGGCAAGCUUGGAGAAAGAGCUCUGCGAUAAGUUGGAAAAUGCUAGAAAAGAAGGUGCACAAGAAAAGGAGGAGAAAUUACGGGAGGAAAUCAACAGUCUAAAGAGUCAACACUCUCUGGGCAUGUCGAAAUUACAUUCCAUAUCUCAGGAGCUGGAAGGGAUCAAGUUAGAGCUCAAUGGAGCCUUGAGUGCAAAAGAAAUUGCUCUUAAGCAAGCAGAUGAAGAAAGGGAAAUAGCUGAAACAUACAGAGAGAGGGUGGAGCUCUUAUCCAAGGAAGCGAAUUGGUCAAAAGCCCUACACAACCGUAAGCUAGAUAGCAUGAACAAAGAGGCCAGUGAGAUGAUUAAGAAGUUGGAAGGUGAAGUAAGUACUUUGAAACUCGAACUUGAGCAAUCAAAGGCAGAGAAAAAUAAGUUGGCUAAGAUGGAACAAUUGGUUGAUGAGCUUCAGGUAGAGGUGAUCAAUGCGAGAAAGGUUGAAUCAGAUGCAUCUGAGUUGGUCGAUGACUGGCAAAAAAGGAUAGAAAAGUUAAAGGUUGAUCUGGACGAAGCACAUCAGUCUGAGAAAUCAGCAUCUGACUCUCUAGCAGCAAUGAUGGUGCACUUGGAAGAGAGUAAAUCACUGCUUGAAGAUGCUGAAUCUGAGAUAUCAACUCUUCAAGGGAAGAUAAGGUCAUUGGAGAUUGAGGUUGAGAAGCAAAGAGCAGAUCUUGAGGAAUCAGAUAGGCAGGUUGAUGCAGCACGACAAGAUGCAGUUAACAUAGGCAAGACAGUUGACCUACUGAAGUUGGAGAUUCAAAAUCUUGAGGAGGAAAAGCGCCAAGCAGUUAACAGGGAAAGAAGUCACAUUACAAAAGCUGAGAGCUUGAUGGAAGAGCACAACAAACUGAUGGAUGAGCUCAGGAUUAGCAGAGAUCAGGAGGAGAAGAAUCAAAAGGCAAUGGAAGGUUUAGCUGUGACAUUGCAAAGUGUUUCUAAAGAUGCCAGAGAAAAAGAUGAAAGACUCUUGCGAACACAAGCUGAGCUUGAAGAAUCACAAGCAGAGAUUGAGCAAUUAAAUAUAGCAUUAAGAAACACUGAGGAUAGAUAUGAGGUGAUGCUUGAUGAGGCAAGAUACGAGAUCGUUUGCCUCAAGAAUAUAAUUGAAAGAGUUGAAACUGAAGCAAGUAACUUAAAAAGUGAGUGGGACAAAAAGGAGCUUGUUUUUGUUAACACUAUAAGGAAGUUGGAAGAAGUUGCUUCGAUGAAAGUUGAAAUGACAAAAAUGGUUGAAUUAGAGAAAGUUGAGAAAAAAGAAACCAAGCAAGCAAAUGCAGAUUCUUCUUGUGAAGCAGAAGAAGAAUUGAAACAUGGAAGUUUCAGACUGAAGGAAAUAUUUUCAAAUAGAGAGGAUGAGUUUCAAGAACAUCAUAAAGAAGACUAUAAAGCGAAAGAAGAGAGCACCAACAUAAACAAAAACCAUGAAGAGGAUCAUGAGGAAACCAUAGACAGUGAUUUAUCAUCAGAAAGCGAGCAUGAAGAUUAUUCAAUUGAUGAAGAUCUAGAAUCAGAUGUGGAUAUCAGCAUGGAUGAUGGAAUUACCUCACCUGACAAGCAGCCCCUGAAUCAAAGGAAGAAGAGUGCCUUACUGCACAAGUUUGGGAGCCUUCUGAAGAAGGGAAAUCAUUAAUAGGAUACAUAUUGCUAUCAAUGAACUAGGAAGUCAAUGUGUUCUGCAGUUUCGAAUGAUUGUAUUAUCUUAUGAAAUGUCUUGAUUCUAUUGAAACGGCAUAUAUGUCAAUAUCUAGAUCCUUCAUUUUGUUAUUAA